CUGAUACAUGCUACAACAUGAAUGAACCUUGAAGACAUCUUGCAGAGAUGUUGCCUUAUUUAUAGGAAUUGCUUGCAACCAGUCAUGAUGGAUUUAGGAAAGUGGCCAGUCUUCACACUGCUGUCUCCUCAAGAAAUUGCCUCGAUUCGGAAAGCGUGCGUCUUUGGUGCUUCCGCCAAUGAAGCACUGUAUGUUACUGACAAUGAUGAGGUCUUUGUAUUUGGACUGAACUAUAGUAACUGUUUGGGAACUGGAGAUAAUCAGAGCACACUUGUACCCAAAAAGCUAGAAGCCUUAUGUGGGAAGAAGAUUAAAAGCCUUAGUUACGGGAGUGGACCACAUGUUCUUCUCAGCACUGAAGAUGGAGUUGUAUACGCCUGGGGCCACAAUGGGUAUAGCCAGCUUGGGUGUGGGUCAACCAACCCGGGCUUCGCUCCCAUCCAGAUCUGCACCAAUCUCUUGAACAAGCAAGUGGUGGAAGUAGCAUGUGGCUCUCAUCAUUCGAUGGCUCUGACAGCUGAUGGAGAUGUAAGUUAUGGCAGAAAACAGGCCAAACUGCCACCCUCCCUAAUACCUGGCCCGUCUGAGGAGCGUUUUCCGGGCAGUAGGCGGGGCCCGUCUCCAGGGUCAAACCAGCCGCUCCUCCGGGGGCCUCGGGGCCGGGCAUGCCCUCGGGUUGGCAGACCGCGCGCUAGGGCGGAGAGCGGGGCUUCCGGUAGCUUUUCCGUCCCGGUGGCCCCCCAGAGCUCCCGGCAGCCACCGCGCGCCGCCGCGACUUUCCGCAGGGCAGCGGGGCUCCCCCGGGGGCGGCCAGGCGGCACUGAACAAAGGGCGGCUUCCGCCUAG
Choloepus didactylus (southern two-toed sloth) is the source of this 846-nucleotide messenger RNA. Its product is annotated as RCC1 and BTB domain-containing protein 1-like. NCBI's taxonomy places the organism in Eukaryota, Metazoa, Chordata, Mammalia, Pilosa, Megalonychidae. Bases 22 to 846 code for a protein of 274 amino acids. The transcript is spliced from 6 exons. The record is from RefSeq and is a predicted model, not a curated record.